Molecule: messenger RNA, 1119 nt
Organism: Wickerhamiella sorbophila
Lineage: Eukaryota; Fungi; Ascomycota; Dipodascomycetes; Dipodascales; Trichomonascaceae
Product: Phosphopantothenate--cysteine ligase CAB2
Exons: 1
Coding region: 1-1119 (372 amino acids)
Biological process (GO): coenzyme A biosynthetic process
Cellular component (GO): cytoplasm; nucleus
Molecular function (GO): phosphopantothenate--cysteine ligase activity
Source: RefSeq, a predicted model, not a curated record
AUGCCUGGCUUUAUUCGAACAAACGAGCCAGACAGGGCUACGGCGCUUGAUCGCCAUUUGCCAAUUCAACCGCCUGCAGAUAUCAUUUCAGAAUCUGAGUACUUUGAGCAUACCAAACCGCCGGAGUACCUGCCAAAGAUCGAGCAGCAGGUGGACGAAUUUGUCAAUCGUCAUAACGGUAAACGGCGCAUUGCCGUUGUGACCAGUGGUGGCACGACUGUUCCACUUGAAAACAAUACAGUGCGUUUCAUUGACAACUUUAGCGCUGGCACUCGUGGUGCCACUUCUACGGAGCAAUUCCUCGAAAACGGGUACGCGGUCAUUUUCUUGCACCGUGAGUUCUCUUUGCUGCCGUAUUCUCGCCAUUACUCUCACACAACCAACUGUUUUCUUGAUUUUAUGGAAGAAGAUGAAAACGGAAAGGUUGUUGUGAGAGAAACCUACCAGAAAAAUAUGGCUGAGACUUUGAAAAAGUACCGCCAUGCCAAAGACAAGGGUCUCUUGCUUUUAGUACCUUUCACCACGGUCAAUCAAUACCUGUACACUCUGAGAUUGCUAGCUCGAGAGCUGAAACCUGCGGAGCCCUCCAAAGUUCUAUUCUACCUGGCGGCUGCUGUUUCGGACUUUUUCGUUCCGUCCUCCCGCAUUGCCGAGCACAAGAUCCAAAGUACUGGAACAGGGAAACUUGUUAUCGAUCUGGACCCAGUGCCCAAAUUCUUACGUCGUCUCGUUGAAACUUGGAUCCCUGGCGCCAUGAUCAUUUCAUUCAAACUUGAGACUGAUGAGAAACUACUGCUCUCCAAGUGCCGCCAAGCAUUGCAACGCUACGGGCACCAAUUAGUUAUUGGCAAUCUGCUGCAGACCAGAAAGCAUGAGGUUGUGUUCGUUACCGAGAAAGAUGCCGUCCCAGUGCGGCUGAGCCAAGAUCAAAUCGACGAUGCCGUCGAAAUUGAGUCUGUAUUCAUCCCGAAAGUUAUCCAUCGCCACUCGGAUUAUAUUGACAGCAAGGUCCAGGAGUUACAGCCCCUAAGAGAGAAGCUUGACAAGAUGCGUCGUGAGAACGAGGAGCUCAGGCAGCUGGUUGAGAGCUUGCAGAAAAGCGAGGUUUCAAGUCCAUAG